Ziziphus jujuba (common jujube) is the source of this 2308-nucleotide messenger RNA. Its product is annotated as primary amine oxidase 1. Gene Ontology annotation, biological process: amine metabolic process. Gene Ontology annotation, molecular function: quinone binding; copper ion binding; primary methylamine oxidase activity. The transcript has 4 exons. The record is from RefSeq and is a predicted model, not a curated record. Lineage: Eukaryota; Viridiplantae; Streptophyta; Magnoliopsida; Rosales; Rhamnaceae. Bases 87 to 2060 code for a protein of 657 amino acids.
UCAGUAUCCCAGAUCAAAAAAAAAAAAAAAAAAAAAAAAAAAAAAUCUCGGUCCAAAUUCUUUGAAGCAGAUAAAACAUAACCAAAAUGAGCACUAAUUUAUUUCCAUUAUUUUUUGUACCAUUUCUAGUUUUGUCCCUCAUCCCAUGCUGCUUAGCUUCUGGUAUAUACCAUCCUCUAGACCCUCUUAGCCCUUCUGAAUUCAACCAAAUAAAGGUCAUAGUCCAAAAAUCCCACCUCGGAUCUCUUCCUAACCUGACCUUCCAUUUCGUUGACCUCGAUGAACCCGACAAACAAGACGUCCUCAACUUUCUAGCAAUCGGACACAAUGAGAAAAACAAAUCCAUCCCAGCUCGCAAAGCCAAGGUGGUUGUUCGAGCAAUUGGUCAAACCCACGAGCUCAUCGUUGACCUAACCACAAACUCAAUCAAAUCGGAUCAAGUUUACGCCGGUCAUGGUUUCCCUCCAUUCACAUUCAACGAGCUUUUCCGAGCAAGCAAACUUCCUCUGAAUUAUACGAAAUUCAAGGACUCUGUUACGAGCAGGGGUUUGAAUUUGUCCCAAGUUUCCUGUGUACCGUUCACUGUGGGUUGGUAUGGUGAAAAAAUCACCAAACGAGCUCUAAAAGUUUCAUGCUUCUAUAGAGGAGGUACAGUCAAUGUCUUUAUGAGACCGAUCGAAGGAAUAACUUUAUUAGUCGACGUUGAUAUGAUGAAGAUCGUAAUGUACAUUGAUAGGUACAGAGUCCCAUUACCAAAAGCUGAAGGUACAGAUUUCCGUACAAUGAAAUCGGAUUCGAAAUCUGAAUCUUGCAUGGAAAAAAAAUCUGGGUUCACCCUGGAUGGCAAUAAGGUGAAAUGGGCUAAUUGGGUUUUCCAUGUGGGAUUCAGUGCUCGAGCUGGUGUGAUUAUAUCGACAGCUUCUGUAUUUGAUGGUAGAAAAAAGAAGUACCGGAGUGUGCUUUAUAAAGGCCAUGUGUCAGAGACUUUUGUGCCUUAUAUGGAUCCGACAAAUGAAUGGUAUUUCAAGACGUUUAUGGAUAUUGGAGAAUUUGGGUUUGGAAGAGCGGCUGAUUCUUUGCAAAGACUGAUUGAUUGCCCAGAAAAUGCAGAGUAUAUUGAUGGGUAUAUGAAUGGGGCAGAUGGGCAGGCACAGAAAGUGGAAAGGGCAAUUUGCAUAUUUGAACGCUAUUCGGGUGAUGUUGCAGCCAGACAUACUGAAAUUAAUGUUCCUGGGAAAGUGAUAAGAAGUGGUGAACCCGAAGUGAGUUUGGUGGUGAGAAUGGUGGCUACCGUGGGGAACUAUGAUUAUGUUCUUGAUUGGGAAUUCAAGCAAAGUGGCACCAUCAAAGUUGGGGUGGGUUUGACAGGUCUCCUGGAGGUGAAGGCCACGUCAUACACAAAUUACGACCAGAUAACACAAAAUGUGUACGGAACCUUGGUAUCCGAAAACACCGUCGCCGUUAACCACGAUCAUUUCCUAACAUACUAUCUAGACCUUGACGUUGACGGUAACAGCAAUUCCUUCGUCAAGGGCAAAAUAGUAACUGCGGGAGUCUCCGCCAAUAAUCCCACAUCUCCUAGAAAGAGUUACUGGACGGUCGUUAGGGAUACAGCCAAGACGGAAGCCGACGCCAGGAUUCGGCUCGGCAUGGAGCCAGUCGAGCUGUUGAUUGUGAAUCCAAAUAAGAAGACGAGGGUUCGGAAUCACGUAGGUUACCGGCUGGUUACAGGACAGCCGGUUACUUCUCUUUUGGCGGAAGAUGAUUACCCGCAGAUCAGGGCUUCUUAUACCAAGUAUCAAGUUUGGGUGACCGCCUAUAACAAGUCGGAGAGGUGGGCUGCUGGAUUUUACAGUGAUAGGAGCCGAGGAGACGAUGGCUUAGCUGUUUGGAGCCAAAGAAAUAGAGAAAUCGAGAAGAAAGAUAUAGUUUUAUGGUACACGGUUGGGUUACAUCACAUUCCUUACCAAGAAGAUUUCCCAGCAAUGCCCACACUUCAUGCAGGUUUUGAGCUCCGGCCUGCCAAUUUUUUUGACAACAGCCCCUUGCUAAAUUAUUAAUAUAACCAAUAUUUAUAUGACCCAAUACACUUCCUAACUAGUGAAUCAAGAAAAAUCAUAUAUAUUUCAGUAUUAUAUAUAUAUAUAUUUAUAUAUAUAUUUUAUGUAUUUAAUCUUCUUGUUUAAUAUAUAUUCAUUUAUUCAAGGGAUAUUCUGUAAUUAAUUCCUUUGCCCAAAAUAAUGGAAUUUUAUAUGAAGGAUGGGUUAUUGUAAACUUGUAAUAAACUUAGUUAAUUUAUUAAUGCGAU